CUUCUGCUUUCUCUCCAAUGCCUCGUGCCUUGCGCAGCAGUAAGUCGGUCGUCAAAUCAAUAAAUUGUAAAUUAAUUUAGAUGGCACGCCUGUUGUCCAUCCUCUUGCUGCACACACAGAAGAAGAGAAAAUGGAAUGGUCUCCCAGCGAAAUGAUACAACAGGCAAAGGAGGAGCUGGAGCUUCUGGAAACCCACCACCCUAAUCGUUUCCAGUACCUCAAACUUGACCUCAAAGCUUUCAUUCUCCUCCUCCAAUCUCAACAGCCCUCUUCCUCCACUGUUACUGUUGCAACCCAAGGUCAUCUCACAAUCAUCCGCUGCAUAUAUAAUUAUGAACCCCAUUAUGUAUUUAUUUCAAGUUAAAAUGGCAUGAUCUUGAUGCAUAUAUAAAGUAUUUCAUUUUUGUGGUUUCAACAGCGUCGAGUACAGGUAGGAAGAGGAAGAGGGGAGAAGGAAAGUUUGGAAGAGGGGAGGAAGGAGAUAGAAGAGUUGAUUUGGUUCUGGAGAGGGCUGAAUCAUGUCUUCAGAAAAUUCGAAAGCUUAAAUCUACCUUAUGUUAAUGUUAAUGCCACUACUUCCUAUACAUAUCUUCUUCAGCAUUUUUACUGGUUUUUUAGGUCAUGGUUUUGUACCCCAGAAAUGAAUCAAAUGAUUUGGUUUAUUUCUAUACAUAUACCUUCUCCCUAUGUAUUUAUUUCAGAAGCUUAAAUCCACCUUUUGUUAAUAACAUCAAAUCAGCAUG
Messenger RNA from Rubroshorea leprosula, 743 nucleotides. NCBI's taxonomy places the organism in Eukaryota, Viridiplantae, Streptophyta, Magnoliopsida, Malvales, Dipterocarpaceae. The record is from the annotation of a GenBank genome assembly.